Mercenaria mercenaria is the source of this 6350-nucleotide messenger RNA. Its product is annotated as WD repeat-containing protein 47-like. The record is from RefSeq and is a predicted model, not a curated record. The coding region runs from base 130 to 3615 and encodes 1161 amino acids. NCBI's taxonomy places the organism in Eukaryota, Metazoa, Mollusca, Bivalvia, Venerida, Veneridae. Gene Ontology annotation, molecular function: protein binding. The transcript has 10 exons.
CAGCGCCAUCUAUGAUGAAUAAUAAUGGCUGACAAGGGAGAAAUUUCACAGGAAAAUGCACAAUUAAAUAGAAAAUUAAGAUAAAGCGGCUAAUUUACGCGUUACUAGGCAUCAUAAUCUGCAGUAAAGAUGCCGGCUGCAACCAUAACAAUGAAUGAGGCUGACGUAGUCAAGCUGAUUUCUGAAUUUCUACAGAAUCGUGAUUUGAACAUUUCCAUGUUGUCUUUGGAGAGAGAAACCGGUGUUAUAAAUGGAUUAUUUUCAGAUGAUAUGCUCUUUCUUAGGCAGUUAAUUCUUGAUGGACAGUGGGAUGAUGUAAUAGAGUUCAUUCAACCGUUAGAAACAAUUGAAGGUUUUGACAGCAAAAAAGUGAAGUACUUGGUCACCAAACACAAAUAUCUUGAACUUCUUUGUAUAAAAUCUGAGCCAAAUGUGUUACAAAACUAUGACUUUACUGUUGAUGAAGUUGUCAAAACACUCAACAGCCUUGAAAACCUUUGUCCAACUAAGGAAGACUACAGCAAUUUGUGUUUACUUCUAACUUUGCCAAAACUAUCCGAUCAUGCUGAUUAUCAUGAUUGGAAUCCAAGCAAUGCAAGAGUAGAGUGUUUCCGCAGUGCAUAUCUUCUUGUGGAAAAAUUUAUGCCCAUUGACAAAAAUGACAAUAAAUUGGCAAUGUCGCAGAAUGACAGGCUUCUACAAUUACUUUUGAAAGGGUUAUUGUUUGAGUCUUGCAUUGAGUUUUGUCAGCAGCAAGCUACUAGAGAAGGAUCUGGUGAAAUUGAAGUGAAAGAUGUUUCAUUAUUACAAGACAAUGGUUUCAGUGAUGCUGAUUUAAGUUUGUUGUCAUGGUUACAGAGUGUUACAUCAGAUGUGUUCUCAAUACCAUUUGAACAAAAGAAUUUGAAUCUUGACAUUCGUCCACUGAUGAAACCUUCACUUGAAGCUUCAUGGUCUGAACAAAUUCUUGUCACACCAAUAAAACCAAAGAUGUUUCCACAUUCAGCUGUUCCUAAUAUGCGUCUUAGAUCUGCUGACAUCAUGUCAAGAUCAUUGAAUCCACAGUUUGAUGGUUUGACAAGCGGGUUGUGGCAAGAUAGAAAUGCCAUGACAACAUCUUUAAAUGCAAGAAACAUUCUGUCCCAAUCAGUUAUCCCUGGCAGUUUGAUGUCGCAAAGUAUGAGGAAAAAUCCAAUGGAGAUGUCAAUAUGUAAAUUGUUUGAAGAAGGUGAAAAGCUUGAUACAGAAUCAGAAGUUGGCGACAAACUCCAGCCGAGAAAAACAGAGAUUGAACCCCCUAGUCAGCCUGCCCAAAGACCUACACAAAUACAAAAUGUUCAGUCCUUGGAACAGCCAAAAAGAAGCAGUACUCCACCUCGUAUGUCUACAAGCUUCCAUACCAAAAUGCCAGCAUCCUCAUCUGUACGACUACAACAGUCACAGCCAUUUCAGCCUCAGCGUUCACAAUCACCAACUCACAGCGUCACAGUUGACAAUCGUUCAAGUGUCGACAAAAAUGCAGAGAGUCAAGGGAGUCUCAAUGGGGCGGGGAGAGACUCGAGUUCUGAACUAUACAAAGAAUAUCAGAAACAAAAGCAGUUACUUCAACAGAAAUUGGAAGAACAAGAAAAGCAACGUGAGAUGUUUACUAAAGAGCUUAAGGAGUUGGAGAAGAAGGAAUUAAGUCUAGAGGACAAUAGACUUCGUGAGUCUGCAACACCAAGAGGGCCUGCAGACGUCAAACAGUUGCAGAGAAAAGUUGCUCAAGAUAUUGUUACCAGUACCCCCAAGCAGGGCGAGUCCAGCGCAAGCCCACAGGGCAUCGACUCUGAAACAAGCCCUGAUAUUGGAGUAUCUUAUGAGCAGAACGAGGGAGAUAGCAGGGAACCAGAGUUUGCAUCUCCUCUCAAUGUAGCUCAGUUACAAAUGAAGUCAGCGAAAAUCAAGGAACCAGAUUUCACUCCUAUCACGACACCAUCUGAAUUGAACAGAGCUGGAUUGUACAUGGAUCCGCCUAGUUUCCUUGACGACAAUACAACAGAGAAUUUUUCUGAAUCUGAUAUAGACAACAAUAAUCGACCUGUGCCUAUGCUGAACCUUGAUCCGAAUGUAGGAAGUGAGGUCCCAAGUGCGGUUGCCAAAAAAGCUGAAAAGAGUCCAUCAUAUAUACCCCCACAAGUUGCAGCUACAAAGAAAGUCGACAAAAAUUCAAGAAAAAGUAAAGCUGUCAGUAAUGGUACUUUAAAACCUGCAUCGAAAGAGCCUGGAACCAACAAACCUUUAAGCAGAUCACUCUCAGCGAGGAAUGGGGCAAAAUCAUCAGAUGCAAAAAGCAAGACUCUGCCAAGAUCUAACUCUGUUAGGCAAAAACCAGAGGCUAAGCCCGGUACCAGGCCUGAUAGCACAGUUCAGAAAAAGAGCCAGACUUUACCUAGACCAAAGAAAACAGAGCAGGGAACCAAGUCGCCUAGCAGGCCCAAUAAUAUAAAUCUUGCAGCUGGGCCAGGACCCAGGAAGAUGGGAAAGACAGUAGCAAAACAGCAGAAGCAAGGAAGUCCAAAUCAAGAUAGCCGUAGCUUACACAUGUCACAUUUGGAUACGCCCAGUCCGGUACACAGAUCCAAGAGAAGUUCUGGUGAUGGAAGAUCAAGGUUUAUACCCGUGACCACCCUGGAGGAUAUGCAGGCCAUAAGAACUGUGGCAUUUCACCCCUCAGGAGAGCUAUACAUGAUUGGUUCAAAUACAAAGACUUUGAGGAUCUGUGAAUUUCCAGACCUGAAUAAUUUAGCGUCUGAUCACAUGACUUGCCCUACGAAGAUACUGUGUCAGAAGCACAAACAUCACAAAGGGAGUAUAUAUUGUUCAGCGUGGAGUCCACUGGGAGAUAUGAUCGCAACUGGAUCCAACGACAAGUCAAUUAAAAUUAACAGAUUUGACAUAGACAGUUGUACUAUAGAUGGUCAGGAUAUUGAGUUGAGUUUCCAUGACGGUACUGUGCGAGACCUUGUGUUCAUGCAGGACAUCAGUAACAGGGCUUCCCUGCUGAUCAGUGGUGGGGCUGGGGACAGCAAGAUAUACGUUACAGAUUGUGAGACCGCCAUGCCAAUCAGGGCCAUGGCAGGACAUUCAGGUGUUGUGUACUCUCUACAUACCUGGGGAAGAUGUAUGUUUGUAAGUGGAGGUCAGGAUAAAACUGCAAGGUUUUGGGAUCUGAGAGCAUCAACCCCUAUCACCGUGGUACCUAGUCCAACUGGAAGCCCAUUUGCGUCAGUGUGUGUGGACCCGUCAGAGCGACUGCUAGCAUCAGGACACGAGGAUGGUUCAGUGAUGUUAUAUGAUAUAAGAAGUGUUCGAGCCAUACAGAGUUUCCGGCCACACGCGGAAGAUUGUCGAUCAGCAAGGUUCUCAAUGAAUGCAUUCUACCUAUUGUCUGGAUCUUAUGACAGGAACAUAGUUCUCACUGAUUUACAUGGAGAUCUACUUAAACCCCUACCCAGUGUGAUAGUAGCAGAUCAUCGUGACAAAGUGAUACAGUGUAGAUGGCAUCCUAACCAGCUUGCUUUUGUCUCUACCAGUGCAGACAAGACAGUCACAUGCUGGGCACUUCCUGUCUAGCAAACGGCACUUCCUGUGUAGCGGACUGGUACUUCCUGUAUGACUGACAGGCACUUCCUGUCAAACAUACAGGCACUUCCUGUCAGAUUUACUGCUUGGAACUUUUUGUCCAGCAAACUAGCAUUUACAAACUCAUGUUUUAUGGAAUUACAGUAAAGAUAUAUACUUUGUAAAUAUUUCUUGAACCCAGAUAUAGGUCAUAAAUGGGUAACUAAGUUACAAUCCAUCAAGAAGUUGCUGAAGUGUAUUAGAAUAGUCAGUAUUCUUUAAGUAGUUUCAGGUCGCUUCAUAGAAUGAUUUACAUUUUUUCCCUUUAACCUUUCAUUAUGACAAAAAUGGUGUUUGAGGUAAUAUCAAUCAUAUAUGAAAUACUGCUUUUUGAUACGCAUCAACAUUUUAUUGUGUAUGACAUAUAUAAUAUGUUGAAAGUCACCAUAAAUUUCAUUCAAUUACCAGUUAAUCAUAGUUUAAUAUGGGAAUCUCGUAUUUGCUAUUUUAAUGAAAUAUUUGUGUAUAAGAUAUUGUUCCUAAAUACAGGGCCUGUAUAGUAAUUCUGCUUGCUCAAAUCACUUUUCUGCAGUCUAGAAUUUGAUAAAGCCACCAUUUUUCAGAACAUCAAGAUAUACUUUGAAAAAAACAGCCAAUAAAAAGAUUGUAUUGCAUGUUUGAUUUUUUUGUAGACUGAUUUGAAAUGUAUGGACUUAAUCAAGUUUUCAUAAUGGGAAUCUGUGGGAAAAUCACAGUUUUAGUGACAUUUCUAUGUAAAUUGAGAACAUUCUACUAAGUAGAUUUUGCUGGAACUGCACAAAGUUAUAAAUUUAUAUAUACUGUCUUUCAUUUGGUUAAAAUAUAUAUAGGUCCAUGUGCUUGUUUUUUAAGCAUGUACAUGUAUAUAAUCUUCAAUAGGAAGCAGUUUUGUUCAGGGCCUAGAUUCAUGAACAUUCUUAGCCUAAAAUUUUGACUUAGGUUUUAAAUAUCUGAAAUUUUAAGUUGCUAUAAUAUCUUUUAAAGUAAUGCUACUGUGCAACCUUCUUGGAGCAAACAUCACUGGGAAGACAACAGUUGGAGCAACCAACUUACAGCUACCCAUGAAACCAAUAGCAUUUGGGCAACUGUUGACAUAGUAUAAAUAUGUGAACUUCUGACGUAAUAUAAUUAUAAUAGGGGCUGUUGCUCCCACGCCCUCACUCCCAAAAAUGGAAACUAUGCAUAAGCAGCUGUACCCAUUUACUCAAAAAGUGUUUGUGGAUGUUGUUACUGAAUAGGUCAUUGUCUAUGGGAGAGGUUUAAGCCGAAAAUGCUGUUGUAGAAAGGUAUUACCUCUGAAGAGAGGCCAUUAAUAGAAGUUACACUUGGUUGUGCUGAAAAUUCACAAACAAAUAUUUAUUCAUAGGAACUGUCUUUUAGUCCAGUUUUGUGAAAUCUGUUAUUUUAAUAGUGGCAUUAACAGAAAGAUGAAAAUUUAACCGUUUGAAUUCUAAGUCUAAAUUUCAGGCUAAGACAUUGGAGCUAGUAUUUGUAGUAGGGAGAGUGACACAAUGUGCAUUUUGUCUCAUUUAAGUUGGAUUGGUUCAAAUUGUUACUUAUGAGAAUUGUCAUGAAUCUAAUAAUGUUCAGUAUUGGACAUCUUUUUGAAAAAUAUUUGUUUCAUUUUUAUCUGGCAUUACAUUUUGAUGUUAAAAAGUUUUAUGUACAUUGUAAAUCAUAAUAUAAGUUAUGAGAGGGCUUUAUGGGUAGGCAAUUCAUUGCAUUUGCUUAUAUUGAUUUCAUUGGAAAUGUUUAGAAAACCAAGAACCAGUCAAAAGAGUGCAGUCUUGCCAUUGGUCAAUUUCAAAUUUGUUCCAUGAAACAGCCAAUGAGAUUUUGGAGCUAUUAGACUGGUCUACAGAUAACCAUGUGGUGGGGGUGGGGUCAAGUUUAUUUGAGGAACAUUGACCAGUCUGUGGAAUAUGUAAUGAUACACUGCUUAAUAGCUAGAUUGAUAGGAAGUCCGUCAAGGUGUAUGUUAUGAUUUGCCUCAUAACAUUUUUCAGCAGUUUGAAGCUCAAAAGUUACAAAAUCUUCUUCAGACUUUCGAACAGCCGAAAGUUUGAGUGAUUUUCAGUAGCUGUAGUAAUAUGGCAUAUUACAAGAAGUAUUUAUUGUACAUAUUAUAUUAUAUACACACUGGUCAUUUAAUUUUUCAAACAUUUAUUUUGAAAAGCUUCAUAUUUUUGUUCGUGACAUAUUUAUUUAUUUUAUGAUCUCCAUUUACCGUAGUCGCUUAGUCUAAAGCUGGCAUUAUGCAUUUUCAUGAAUGUGAGUUGACAGCUUAUUGAGCUAUGAACACAACAUUGUGGUAUUUGAAAGAAACUACAUGAAAGUGUUUAACAGCCUGCAAAAAUUGUCAUUCUGUUUAACCAUGACAGAAGUUACUGACAAAGUGAUUCAAAAAAGUUAUAUUUUGUUUAUUUGUGGGUAAUACUUAUUUUGUUUACCAUCGGUAUUUAUGCCAUGGUGAGACUCAUGUAAAUUAUUAUACAUUAUUUAUUCCAUUGUGUUUUUAAAGAAUUUAUGUAUCCAAAGUUUAUUUAAUGUUGUGAUCUGAAAAGAAGUGUCUCAUUUGUUUGCAUUUUUGGUCUUUUGUGUAAUUUUUUUUGUCAUGUGUUUAAACUUUUUUUUCUUUUGUUUGAAAAUCUUUGUCUUUUUGUUAGUGAUAAUUUAUUCCUAUUUUUUCCAUGCUUAUUUAUUACCAA